Molecule: messenger RNA, 8781 nt
Organism: Penaeus indicus
Lineage: Eukaryota; Metazoa; Arthropoda; Malacostraca; Decapoda; Penaeidae
Product: myosin light chain kinase, smooth muscle-like
Exons: 50
Coding region: 37-7953 (2638 amino acids)
Biological process (GO): protein phosphorylation
Molecular function (GO): protein binding; ATP binding; protein kinase activity
Source: RefSeq, a predicted model, not a curated record
UGUGUGUGUGUGUGUGUGUUAGAAGAAGAAAAGGCUAUGAAAGAACAAGAGGAAAAGUUCCUCAGGGAAGAAAUGGAGAGAAGAGAGAGAAGACGAAAGAUGAAAGAAGAAGAAGAGAAGGAGAACAAGAAAAGGGAAGAGGAGAGACGAAAGAAGUUGGAGGUGGAAAGAGAGGAAAAGAAGAAGAAGAAGCAACAGGAACGGGAAGAAGAGGAACGCAUGCUCAAAGAAGAAGAGGAACGUAGACUGGAAAGGAGAAGAAAGAGGGAAGAACAAGACAGGCUUAUUGCCGAGGAAGACGCAAAGAGGGAGGCUGCAUUCAAAAAGAAAUUGGAAGAGGAGAAGAAGAGGCUCGAAGAAGAACUCCGUGGUCGUGAGGAGAUGAAGAGAAAGAGAGAAGAAGAGUUACGAUUGCAGGGAGAAGAGUUCCUCAAAAAGGAAGAGGAACGCCGUCGGAAGCGCAUGGAGGAACGAAAACGUAUGCAAGAGGAAGAGGAACAAGAGCACCGAGAGUCCGAGGAGCGCCGAAAGGCCGAGCGAACUAAGAGGAAGAUUGAAUACUCCGAGAAAGAGCUCAUUGACGUCGAUAGAUACGGCUCCUUGGACCGUCGAUCUCGCACUCAGACUCCAGAUAUGGGCCGAGGUCGCGACCCCAAGAGAAGACCGAAGUUCAGCACGAGGCUCCAGGACCGCCAGGCUGUGAAGGGAUGCCGAGUCCGCCUGACCUGCAAUAUCAUAUAUACACCAGAGGAAGAACCCCCGGAGAUUGAGUGGUUCAAGGGAGGUUUCCCUAUCAAAGAUGAUGAGAGAAUUAAGAUAUCCUACUAUGAAGGCGUGGCGUCCUUAGAGGUAUUGAAUGCCAGUCGCUUUGACUGCGGCGAAUACACAUGCACAGCUAAAAAUCGCCAUGGUCGUGUCUCCACCACGUGCGAUCUGAGGGUGAAGGGUGAGGACGAACAGAAGCCUAGCCCGCCCACCUUCACGACUAGCCUCAGAGAUCGUUUCGUGAUUGAGGACGACCAGCUGGUCUUGUCCUGCCACGUGAUAGGCUUCCCCCAGCCAAAGAUCACAUGGCUGAAGGACGCAGACAAAUUACCUGCUUCCCCACGCUUCCAGACGUCCAUUUCGGAGGAAGGAGUCUGUAAACUAAUCAUCACAUCUCCACGAGGAGCAGACUCAGGCACUUACACUUGCCAUGCUGAAAACCGCGUUUAUCGCGAUGAAAUUUCGGCAAAUAUACAAGUUCAGGCUCUCAUGGAAAGAGAACGAAGCAGCGACGGCCGUCCAGACGACAGCGAGGUGCCGAGGUUCAUCAGUGAGCUGUGUGACCAAUACGUUGAGGAAAAUGGCACGCUCACACUCCAGGUCGAUAUAGCAGGGUCCCCUCAACCGGAAGUGUUGUGGCUGUUUAACGGCCGGUCCCUACAUCCUUCCGGCAAAUUCAGGAUCUCUUCUACGGGCCACACGCAUACCCUCACCGUUUUCCAGGUCACAAGCAAAGACCUAGGUACUUACUCCUGUAGGAUUACAAACAAAUAUGGCUACGCGUAUACCUUGAGUACAGUGAGCUUCGGGAGGCCGAGGCCCCGUCGCGGCUUGGCAGCUCUGGAUGCCGACCUCGAACUGCGGGCGCCGGUAUUCGUCAGCCGCCCAGAGAGCAUGGUCACAGUAUUCAGGGAUGAGGAAAUCACUUUGACAUGCACUGUUCAUGGCGAACCUACUCCUAGGGUAUCGUGGCUUAAGGGCACCUAUGACGUAUCAAACACCACGCGUGCUCACAAGACUGUAAAGGAGAACACACACACCCUCGUAAUCCGUGGCGCGCAGUUCACAGACUCCGGAACAUACACUGUGGAGGCCAAAAACUCUCAGGGCACCGUCAGGGCCUACGCUAGUGUCAAGGUACGCGAGCUGUACAGGUCCCGCAGCUACUCUCCACGUGGCAGGGAAGAGAGGUAUCCAAUCAAGUUUGAGAUUCCGGAGAGAAGAACUUCAGGCAGAUUCAUCAGAGAUGUGCCAGGAAAGAUUGCCGCUCCCAACGCCACAGACAUUGGCAAGACGUGGGUUUCCCUCAGCUGGGGGAGACCCGAGCAAUCAGGCGGCGCCCCCGUCACCGCCUACAAGGUCGAGUCGUGGAUUCUGGGCGAAGAGGCUCGCUGGACAGAUCUGGGUGUUUCGCCAAUCCCCUCCUUCGAUGUGUACAAUCUGAAAACGGACCGUGAGUAUCUGUUCCGUGUGACCCCGAGGAACAAGUACGGCUGGGGCGAACCCGUCAUGACUCCUAGGCCCGUGAGGAUCGGCAGGAAAAUUGAGACUCCGACCCUCCCUCGCUCACUCCCGUCGCAAGUCCGCGCAAUGCCUGGUGGCAACAUCUGUCUGGAUGCUCAGGUGACGGGAGAGCCCAUGCCUGACGUCCGCUGGUACAAGGACGGUGCCUGCAUCGACAUCAACCGCUACCCGAGGUUCUCCUCGUUCUCUUCAGAGGGAUCGAUGCACAACAUCUAUGGUUUAGUGACCAAGGUGUCCCUGAUGAUCGAGGACCUGCACUGGGAGGACGAAGGCAAGUACGAAUUGGAGGUACAGAACCCCGGCGGCCGAGUCACCUCCUUCACCAGGGUCGCCACCACCACCGACUGCUCCGUUCUCGAGGCGCAGGACAAGAUUAAUAGAAACCUGGUCGCGCUGUCUCAGAUGGAGUCCGUGCCCACCAUGGCGCCGCAGUUCACCAUGCGGCUGAGGGAUCGCCGCGUCCAAGUGGGCUUCCCUGUGCGCCUCACUUGCCAGAUCGUCGGCAUCCCCAAACCCGUCAUCACGUGGUACAAGGAAGGCAUGAUCAUGAGUGCCGAUGACUCCCAUACCAUGUGGCAAGAAGACGGACAUUUCUACACUCUUGAGAUCUCUAAUUCCACACACGACGACGCUGCCGUCUAUUCCGUGCGCGCCGCUAAUCCUUACGGUUCCGUAAUGUGCCGCUGCCGCCUCGUCGUUGAUUCUGGUCUUACGUCGUACAUCUCACCAAUGUUCCUACGCGAACUGGAGGACCAAAGCGUGCGCGAGGGAUCGACCAUCACUCUCCAAACCGUGAUCGAGGCAUAUCCGACCAUCGGGGUCGUAUGGCACCGCGACGGCCAGCGCAUCCGGCCCACGAGGAAGCACUCCUUCAGCCUGGACGCGGACGGCAUCGCCACCCUGACGAUCCGCGGCGCCGACUACACGGACGGCGGCAUGUACACGUGCACGGCCAGCAACGAAAUGGGCCACAUCGAGUCCAUGUGCCGCGUGUCCGUCUCGUGCACUGAUUCGGACAUGGCGGAGAAGAAGAGGCUGUCUGCCAAACUCACCCACCCAUGGCUGAGCAAGGAGCCUAUGUUCGUGCGGAAGCCUCGCGCCAUCGAGGCCGAGGAAGGCGACCUGGUGAUCAUCGAGUGCGAGGUGGCGGGUGACCCCAAGCCCGACGUGACCUGGCUCAAGGACUGGAUUAAGUCUGACGCGAUCGGCGACGGCUCCAGAUUCCAGGAAGUGGGAACAGGUCCCUUGUAUCGUCUGGAGAUCCCCAACUGCCGCCUGGAGGACACCGGCGCCUACAGCAUCCUGGCGAGGAACGAGCAUGGGGAGUGUCGGGCGGUUAUCUCCCUGCAGGUCUACGCUAAAGGCCUGAAGGGCGAAUUGGAAGGAAUACCAGUGAAACGCGGCGUGAUGGAGCAUGUGCCGGUGGUGACGCGGCCGCUGCAGGACGUGCGGUGCUGUGAUGGCGACUCAGUCACUUUGGAGGCUCUGGUGGACGCGCCCAAGCACUCGACCGUCCGCUGGGAGAAGCAAGGAAAGGUGCUGAAGCUCAGCGGCGACCUGGAGAGCGAGUGGGACGGCUCGUGCGUGCGCCUCAAGAUUCGCCAAGUCUACCCCGAAGACGAGGGCGAGUACUCCUGCAUCAUCUUCAACGACAUGGGCAAGGCCGUCACCUCUGCAACAAUCGUCGUGGAGAUGGCUGACGACAAGGAGAAUGACGUGACAGUGCAGAUGGAGCACCGGCCGGACCUCUCUCGUAGGACCACGCCCUCGAGAACCAACACGCCCUCCAGGUUCUCCCGCUCGCCCUCUGUCACCUUCCGACGUGAGGGAAGCGCCCACUCCUGGGCGGGCGUGGGCUGGCGCGAACCCUCCGUCACCGUGUCUCACUGGCGCCCUCUCUCUCGCGGAUCCUCCCCUCUGCUGCUAGCGCACCGCUACACGCCGGAGCCGACCACGCGCUCCAAGAGCCGCCGCUCACACCGUCCCAAGUUCUACUACAUUCCCCAUGACCGAAUCGUGGAGGAGGGCGAAACCGUCACAUUCCAGUGUGCCAUCAAGGGCCACCCGACCCCGCGGUCGUCAUGGGACAAGGACUCCAUCAAGCUAAUCGAGGGCGGCCGCUACAAGAUGGAGGAGCGAGACGACGUCCGCACCCUCGAGAUCUCCAAGGUGGCGCUACAGGACGCAGGACUCUACAGAAUCACCAUCGAUAACGACCUCGGUCGCGAGCAGGCCACUGCCAGGCUCGACGUAAUCAAGGCAUCAGGUAACAAGUAUAGCGGCUACGUGAGGUCCUGGCACACGUCUCCGCUGACGGUCCCGCGCUUCACUCGCUCGAUGCCGUCUACCAGGGUGAGGCAGGGCAGCAGACUGUCCCUCUCCGCAGACUACAGGGGCUCGCCAACGCCUAGAGCGAAGUGGUACAGAAACAACGAGCUGCUGCCCCUGUGCGACGACUUCCCACAGAGCUACGACGGCAAGACCGCCACUCUGGACCUGCCGUCUGCCACCGCUGCCGACGCUGGCACCUACACGUGCGUGCUCGUCAGUGACGCCGGUAGAGCUGAGUGCUCGUGUGAGGUGGUGGUGGAGCACCACAAGGAGACCCCCAACCAGCCGCCCUAUUUCCUCCGCGGCCUGAAGGACUUCACGGCGCUUGACGGCGAUGAAGUGAGACUGUCCGUCAAACUCGCAGGUUCCCAGCCCAUUCGUGUGGUGUGGGUUCGCAACGACCAGGAAAUCAAGAAUUCCGAGGACUUCACGUACCUGGAAGAGGAGGAAGGCGAAUACGCUCUCGUCAUCCGCGACAUCUUCCCCGAGGAUGCCGGAAUCUACAUCUGCGAGGCUUAUAACGCCCACGGAGACGCCCACACCCACUGCAGAUUAGCUGUUCAUGAUCCACGAGAAUCCGAGACAUCGGUGCCACGGAUAGUCGGUAAUCUGAAGCCCUUGGACGUGGAGGAGGGCUCGGCCGCCCGCUUCAGCGUCACCGUUCACGGGACACCCCGCCCGACCCUCACCUGGUACUGCGAUAACCGCAAGUUGAUCUCCACGCCUCGAAUCAAGAUCAACAUGGACGACGACGUGGGCGCGGACGGCGAGGUGCAGCACACCCUGGGCAUCCUCCACGCGCUCUCCACCGACUCGGGCGUCAUCUCCGUCGUCGCCUCCAAUUGCCUCGGCUCCGAUACCGCCUCCACCACACUCAAGGUUGAUCCCUACGCCCCGAGGCGAGAGGAGCGCGUGCGAUCGCCCCUCGGCACAAACUCCACGGCCAACACCACCUCCAGGUUGUCGCCGCCGCGCACCUCCAACUCCCCCGCGCCCAGGAUCAGACCCUCGCUCAAGGAGGUCACAAACACUGGCACGGCAAGCGUGGACUCGGCCUACGGCAGCGUCAGCCUCAGGGAUUCUGCCAGCGGCCGGAGCAGCACCCUCUCCAACCUCAGCGAACUGGAGGACGACCAGGGUGAACCAGCGAAGAAGCCCCUCCGCACCAUGGCCAGCUGUGACGAAGGAAAAGAAGACGAACAGCAGUCUGACGAGAAGAAAGAAGAAGAACCAGAGGAGGAGGAGGAGGAGGAGGAAGAGGAAGAGGAAGAGGAGGAAGAGGAAGAAGAAGACACGGAAGCCGAGAUCCUGCUUGGUCCUCUUGACAUGACGGUCCUCAAGGGUCAGUCUGCAACCUUCACUGCAACUUUCACUGGCAAGCCUCAGCCCGUAGUGUCCUGGCUCAAGAAGGAGCAAGAGAUCUGCGACGGCGGGCGGUACACGGUGAAGACGGAGAACGGCACCACGACGCUCACCAUCCGGGACAUCGUGCAGGAGGACUGUGACAAGUACACCGUCGUCGUCAGGAAUGCGCUGGCCGCCCACGCCGCCUUUGCUUCCCUUGCUGUAGGAAGUGCCCCCGAGCCGCCUGCGGAUCGACCCAACCACUCGGAGGUGACGGCGACUUCCGUGACGCUUUCCUGGUACGGCCCCACCUACGACGGCGGCUCCGUGGUCACGGGAUAUAAUGUUGAGGCGCGCAAAGUGGGCCAGGAUGAGUGGAAGACGCUCAUCACGGGAUGCCACUCUACGUCAUACAUUGUGACGGGACUGGAGACCGGUUGCCAGUACGAAUUCCGCGUGCGAGCGCAGAACAUGCACGGCCUCUCCGAGCCUUCGAAGCCGUCGCAGCCCGUCACCACCUCCAAUCAGACCAAGCAGGCAGAGGAGGAACCCGAGCCUGAGGACUAUGAAAAGGCCUUCGCUCCCCUCAACGUCGAAAUCGAGCCAGGGAACAUGUUCGACGAGCAGUACACCCUGCACGAGGAGGUCGGCAAGGGCCGCUUCGGCAUCGUCUACAGGGUCACGGAGAAGACCUCGGGCACCAGGAGGGCAGCCAAGAUCAUCAAGUGCAUCAAGGCCAAGGACAAGGAAAAGGUCCGCGAGGAGAUCUCCAUCAUGAACGCCCUCAGACACCCCAAGCUCCUUCAGCUCGGAGCAGCCUACGAGCGCCCGCGAGAGAUCAUCAUGGUGAUGGAAUACAUAUCCGGCGGCGAGUUGUUCGAGCGUGUGGUGGCCGACGACUUCAACCUGACGGAGCGUGACUGCAUUCUCUUCGUCAGGCAAAUCUGCGAGGGAGUCCAAUACAUGCACAGCACCAACAUUGUACAUCUCGACCUCAAGCCCGAGAACAUCCUGUGCGUGCGUCGUACGUCCCAUCAGAUCAAGCUGAUCGACUUCGGCUUAGCGCGGAGAUUUAACCCUGAUGACCCAUGCCGAGUGCUGUUCGGAACCCCCGAGUUCAUCGCUCCCGAAGUCAUCAACUACGAGCCCAUUGGUUUCGCUUCGGACAUGUGGUCCGUCGGGGUUAUCUGCUAUGUUCUGCUGUCAGGGCUGUCGCCUUUCAUGGGCGACAACGACGCCGAGACCUUCAGCAACAUCACCCGCGCCGAGUUCGACUUCGACGACGACGCCUUCGACGCCAUCACUGACGAUGCCAAAGAUUUUAUCCAGUCCUUGCUUGUCAAACGAAAAGAAAAGCGACUCACGCCUGCACAAUGUCUGGAGCACCGUUGGCUGAACCAGACUGAAGGUACCAUGAACAAGGUCGUCCUCUCCACAGACAAACUGAAGAAGUUCAUCAUUAGGCGAAAGUGGCAGAAAACUGGAAAUGCUAUCCGCGCUCUGGGACGAAUGGCCAACUUGACCAGCCGUCGCAGUUCUCAACCUUCUUCACCCACGAGACUCUCCCCCCUCCCGGAGAACCACACCCACACGCCCACCACCCCCGCCAGCCCCUCCCCCGUGUCCUCGCCCGCCGCCCUCGUUAAGACCAAGGGCUGCGCUCCCGUCACCCGCUCCUCGCCGAGCAUCAUCAGCGAGAGAAGCGAUUCCGGUAUUAGUGAAUGUUCGUUUGGUGUUGAAGAAAAUAACCCCAACCAAGUUAACAACCAGUGUGGCCUCACUAACGGUCGUGCUGUUACAGGGCGCACUGUUAUCAAAAGUGGAAAGACACCUUCUCUAGACUGGCAGUCGUCGGUUGACUCUGCUGUCUGCGACGACGACUUUAUCGGCAAGAGCGGCGACUUCGGGUCUUCGCAGAGAAGAAUCUCACGGGAGGCGCUGCUGCAUGCCAAGACCGACGCACUAAUGAACGCUCACUCCAGAAUAUAGAAAUAUAUAUAAAAGAAAAUAGACUCGUAGUGUAUAAUGCUUAACUAAAGUUUUAUUGUAACGUAAAUAUACAUACAUGUAUACUGUGUACAUACAAGAGAAGAAUGGACGUUGGAGUGUAGUUACUAGUUGAUUAUUUGCCUUUUUAAUAAGUAUCAUAGUGGCCUUGAAUUUAAUAAGAUUUUAUUUAAUCCAUAUUUUGCCUGGACCGUAUGUAUUUAGAUCGCGCUGGCCAGUGACGGUAAGCCUCGCGCACGAAGCUGUGCAGGUUCAGGUCGGUGCGUCUUGCUCUCAAAGUGUUGUAUUUCUGCGGGCUGUGUUGGUGCACUCGCCCUGCAUCUGUCUAUUUAAUCCAUGUCAACGAAUAUGGAGCUUAUUUAGACGCUUUCAAGAUAGAGUCGUGAACACUUGACACAAGAAAAUUCCAUUGCUGAAAAAAUGGAAACCGAAACUUCGACCUCUGAAGCGUGUCUUUCCUCGGGACACGUGGAAAAGAGGAGGAACUUAACUUCGUAUUCUCACUGUCGACCAGCCAGAACAGACUCUCGUGAAGGCUGAUGAUGCAUCAUACUUUUUAUCUUAGAAAAGUGUACACAAGCAAGUCAAAGGAAGAAUGUAAAAAAAAAUGUGUUUGACGUUUUGCCGUGACGGAAAGACCAAGGGAAGCGUGCCUGAAUUUGCUUCCGUUGCCUCUCCGUCACACCCGUUUGUUUUCCCUUGCAGAAAAAAAUCCUGUGAAUUUGCCGUUAGUUCUUUAUUGUGUGUUUUAAUGUAUGCUUCAUAUGAUUUUGAUUUUUUCUCAGUGCCAAAUAAAAUGUACAGAUGGUU